ACGAGAAGGGGUAUAAAAUCACAGCACAUAACACAAUUUGGGAAUAUUGGCGGGGAAGAACUUCAGAGGAGGCAUCAAGUUCACGCCAAAAAUCAGAGAACCUAUGGAGUCAGCGAUGAUUGAGCAACAACAAGGAAGUAGCGAUGCUGGGAGGGGAAAGGGGCUGACGACGGAUAAAACACGUCGUAGUUGGACACCGAGGGAGGAAGAAGUAUUGUUGGCUUCCCUAAAGGAGCUGGUGGUGCAAGGCUGGAAGGCAGAUAAUGGAUUCAGGGCCGGAUAUCUCAGUAAGCUCGAGGAAGCUAUGCGAAAGGAAUUCCCGGACACUGACUUGAAGGGGAUGCCCCAUAUCAACUCCAAAAUAAGUGCCUGGAAAAAAAACUAUAACUCGCUCUCACUGAUUCUAACUGACAGCGGCAUCGGCUUCAACGUCAAGGGAACCUUUAUGAUUGACUGCAAAUAACGAACAGUGGGAGAAUAUUGUCAAGAGUUAGCCCAUGUUUGAUCUUUGGAAAGAGGUAUUCGGGAAGGACCGGGCAACUGGAGCUAAUGCCGAGGAUCUGAUGGAGGCAUUGCAUCAUAUGUAUUCAGCCGAUAACCUUGCAAAUAGAGGCAUUGAUGGUGCAAACCACAUCCCAACAGAGGAGGAGACAGCUACUGAGGAUGGAGCGGAUAACGUUUGCCAAGGAGACAAAAGACGAUCAGCUGAUCGAGUUUCAAACAAAAAACGCAAGACACGUGAUGAGAUGACCGGGGUAUAUGCCAUGCUUGGAGAAAUAGGCCGUAACACUGGAGAAAGACUCGCCGAUCUUGCCACUCGUGUCGGUUACGAGUUUGAUCUCGGGCAGGCGAGACAACAUGUGUUUGAGCAGCUUGGUAAGAUCCCCGGCCUCGAUAUCACUCAAAAGUUCGACAUCUGCGAGAUAUUGGCCGACAAGGUGCAGCGAUUGGAGAUAUUCAUCGGGCUGCCGGAUGAAGCUAAAAUCCAAUACGUGGCGUAUCUACUGCAAACCAAAGGCACUCAAGGAUGAAAGCAACGAAGCAACCUCUUUUGAAGCUUGUGUUUAUUUCUUUUGAUGAAGAAACCUCUAUCUAAUGCGUGUUUUUAUUACUGAUCUAUUGUGUAUAUAUGUAGCAGCUUGCAUCUAGGACAUCUAUGCCGUUGAAAUGUUGAUAUGUGUUUCGGCGUUGUUUGCUAGUAGUGUUCAAAACUUAUCUGAUAUUAUCUAUAUAAAUUAUGGGUUGUUCUUAAA
This is a messenger RNA of Salvia miltiorrhiza (redroot sage), 1253 nucleotides long. RefSeq lists its product as uncharacterized. NCBI's taxonomy places the organism in Eukaryota, Viridiplantae, Streptophyta, Magnoliopsida, Lamiales, Lamiaceae. The record is from RefSeq and is a predicted model, not a curated record. The transcript has 3 exons. The coding region runs from base 498 to 1031 and encodes 177 amino acids.